Messenger RNA from Aricia agestis (brown argus), 6318 nucleotides. RefSeq lists its product as uncharacterized. Bases 85 to 6018 code for a protein of 1977 amino acids. Gene Ontology annotation, molecular function: chitin binding; chitinase activity. The transcript has 9 exons. The record is from RefSeq and is a predicted model, not a curated record. Gene Ontology annotation, biological process: carbohydrate metabolic process; chitin catabolic process. Gene Ontology annotation, cellular component: extracellular region. NCBI's taxonomy places the organism in Eukaryota, Metazoa, Arthropoda, Insecta, Lepidoptera, Lycaenidae.
ACCAACGCGCUUCCAUUUUCAAAAACGCGCUUCCAUUUUCAAAAACAUAUUUCGCGCCCGGAGAUGACAGUUUGAUUUUUUAAAAUGUGGUUUCUGUUCUUUUUGGCCGCGGCCGCCGUGUACUCGGCCGAGGGCGCGGGCGCCGGAGCCGCUCGCCUCGUCUGCUACGUGCAGGGCUCCGGAGUAUCCGACUACAAUGAGUGCACCCAUCUGAUAUACGCGGGAGACGCUAGGGGAGAGAAAUUGGAGGUGCUGUUGAAGGAAUACAGAAAAAAUAAUCCGCGACUCAAGAUUAUACUGCGAGUCACCGAAUCGGACGAGGACAUAGCAUCCCUGCUGAAAUCCAAGAACGUCCAAGGUCUCGAAGUGUACGAUGCCCACCGAGGCUUCAACAAGACCAAAGUUACCGAAGCGGUGGAGGCAGCCAAGGAGGCCCUUAGCUCGCACGGAGGAGGACCCCUGUACCUGGCCCUCCCUGCUCAUCCGGAGCUGCUGGCGAAGUACUACGACCUGAGGGCUCUAGUGAAGAAGACUGACCUCUUCAUGGUGCAUACUCAUGCCCUGGGUCUGGUGAAGAAGAUGACGUAUCACCCGAGUAGACUGAGCGGCUUGUGGGACAUGAUGAAUACUGACUCAGUAGUAGAUUUGGUAGUUGGUCUUGGAGUCCCGGCUUCGAAGGUGGUGAUCAGUCUACCGGCCACGGCUCGCCAGUUCACCCUACAGAACGAAACCCUCAGUACUCCGGGCAGCCCGACAGAAGAUGAGGAGCCCAAGGUCAUAGACCAGGCUGAGCUUUGCAGGCAGCUGCAGGACGGAAGGUGGACCCUGGAGAGAGACCAGGAUCUGUCCGCACCUUAUGCUUUUAAGGACAAAACAUGGAUAUCUUUCGAGGACUCCUCCUCAGUGGACGUUAAGGGGAAGUAUGCGCGUGUGCGUGGUCUUGCCGGUCUGGCGUUGUACGACGCUCACACAGAUAACGAAACGCCGUGCGGUCCACCGCUCCGGGCUGCGUUAGCAAAGGUGCUGAACCAACAGAGCAGAGCGCCCAGGGCUGCUGUGCUGAGAUCUCUGGAGAACGAGAUCCUGUCAGCACCAAGCCGCGCGCUGGACGCGCUGCAGGUGUCGCCAUACCGCAUCACGCAGGUCGUGGACUCCGACGGCGUCAUACACUCCAUCAGAGAGGAUACUCGUACGGAGUUCACCUGUUCCCGUCAAGGCUACUUCGUGCACCCUCGCUCGUGCGCGAGAUUCUACCGCUGUGUGAAGUUCGACCAGCUCUCUGCCGACUAUACCGUGUUCGAGUUCGACUGUCCCGCGGGUCUGGCGUUCGACUCCCGCUACGAGGUGUGCGUGUGGCCCGGCAGCCUGCCGGACUCCGCCGCCUGCCCCGGCUCCUCCGAGAUCGCACCUGUACCGCGCACCAGAUUCGUCUGUCCUAAUGUUGAAGGUUACUACGUAGACCCGGAGAACUGCCGCUGGUUCUUCGCCUGCUUGGACCACGGGAAGUCUCCUCUCACGGCCUACGAGUUCCGUUGUCCCUUCGGCCUUGGGUUCGACCCAGCUCGACUGACGUGCGACUGGCCUUGGCUCGUGCCAGCCUGCGCCGGUAUUGGCCGGUACGAAGCUGAGGCGUUUGGAUUCUCUGGAGCUGCUCUUGGAGGCGCAGCCGGCUUUCAAGGAAAAACUGCCGACUCUGUGAACAUAGCCGCUCAUCAAAGUUUAUUAUCUGGAGCAGCACUGAACAACCUCGUAGGAGUACAAAGCAACGUUCUUUCGAGUGGCGAUAGAUUAGGUGCUAACUUUAUAGCUUCCCAGGAAGCAGCGAACAGAGCACAAUCCGAAGAGUUUAGUAUCGAUGAUAGGUUCACUGAUUUGUCUGAAGCAGGCCAAGGUGAAUCUAGCGGUAUUUCGUACAAUGUUGUGCCCGCCGAAAGUAUUAAUAGAGCCCUUAUAGGAGCCUCCGACUACUCAAGUGGUUCUCUCGUCCUUGAUGAUUUUAGAUUCAGCGAUAAAGACAAUGUUGAAUUCGCUAGCGCUAGCAAUGGUGACUCUAUUCAAGUAAACUCCGGAAAUGUCGUUAUUGCUAAUCCUGGUAAAUACGUUGCAAGUAAUGCUGGUAAAUACGUUGCUAGCAACACUGGUAAAUACGUUGCUAGCAAUGCUGGUAAAUACGUAGCUACUAACGCCGGUCAGUACACCGGUGCAUCGGGUAGAUACGUUGCAAGUGAUGCAGGAAAAUACAGACCAAGUAACGUUGGUCUAUACAAUGCAGGUGCCUCAGGAAGAUACAUAGCUGGCGACGCUGGUAAAUAUAGGCCAAGUGACGCUGGUCAGUACCGAGCAACCGCCACCGGAAAGUAUGUAGCUAGCGAUGCUGGAAAAUACAGACCUAGUGACGACGGGCAGUACAGAGGUAGCUCAACUGGAAAGUAUAUAGCCAGUAAUGUCGGAAAAUACCAACCGAAUAAUGAUGCUGGUAAAUACAGACCAGAUAAUGCUGGAAAAUACAAAGGUCUUGAAGCGUACGCUGGAGUGUCCCCAAAAUACGAUACAAGAUAUCAAAGCAACGCCUAUUACAAAAAAGAUGACAGAGGAAAAUACCACCAUAAUCCCAUUGGAGAUCAUGCGAAGCCUUACGAGCACGUUUCUGUACCUGCCUUAGGAUACGAUCAUACAGACAGACCCUACAUUCCGACUACUGAUGGCUAUGAUGUAACUCACAGUGGAUACGACUAUCCAAAACCAGCGAUCGAAUUCAACGAGGGGCCAGCUUACGUAGAUAAUAAUAAUGGUAACAAUGGCAACAACUACGAUACUGUAAAUAUAGGAUAUGUAGGCAAAACAAGUUUGGUCGAUGUUGAAUCACCUCAUAAAAAACAACCUAAUGUAUUCAUUGAACCUGACGUGUCUAUAACCAACCCUGGUUUGAGUUACCAGAAUAUAGACUUAAGUAAAUAUGUAACGAAUCCUUUGUCGUCAAUUACAGUAACCACCCCCAGCCCUGUUACAGUUACAACUUAUAAAUCAAUUUACGUCCCACAACCUCCUAGGAGCAGUAUCAAGCAAAUAUUCACUUACAACCAACCAGCUGUAACCGCCGUACAACCCGCGUUAGUCAGUAUCAAACAAACAGAACCUGUGAUCGAAGUAUCAAAUUAUCAACAAGGCUCAAAGCAGUAUACUGAAAAUUAUAAUGAUGGCCAAUCUGGAAGCUACGAUAGUAGAUUACCAAACAUCAACUUAAACAUUGGCAUUACUUACACAACUCCGUCGCCGCUGAUAAGCGUAACUCAACAGAUUCCCGGAGGCUUUGGCUACAAUCAAGAAACACUACAAGAAAUAAACAAUUUAGGCUAUCAAUACUCUACGCCACGCCCUGUAACUGAAGAGCCAUUCAAAAAGGUUGUAGCUUAUACAACUGGAUCGUCAGUGACCAUUGAACCUAAAUAUCAGCAAAAUAUCUACAGUUCACAAAGUUUUGUAUCAUCUACUCCAUCCACAAUUUCAGUUACUCCUAGCACUAUUAAUGUAAAUCCUUUCCUUAAAUAUUCUCAAGCAGCGAAACAACAAACACAAUACAGAGAAGACACAAGUUUGAAUACUGGUAAUAAUUAUGGAUACACCUCAGAAAUAAAAUACGAACAGCCACAAACUAUUACAGUCAGUACACCACGACCUGUUAUUUCUAUUCAAACAACAGUGAAUCCUUCUACAUUCGGUGAAGAAAAUAUCCACACAGUUGAUGUUGGACGCGUAAAUACCUAUAACGACGCGUCAAUAACAGGAUAUGAAUAUUCCAGACCAGUUGAAAAACUUGAAACUGUCAUUUCAACACCUGCGCCGUACCAAACAUAUAAUCGAAAACUAAUACAACAGAAAACGUACGUUCCUACACUAGUCUCGUCGACGCCUCAGCCGCAGAUAAACAUUAAAUACGAGCAGCCUAGUGUCUCAGUAAAUGUAAAUCCAUUCCUGAAGUACACUCAGAAAUAUUCUGAUGCAACUCUCGUUUCAAGACAAGAAUUCCGCCAAUCCUUUGGUACCACUAAUGCUGAAUAUGAAAAUGGAAAAACGAUGUUUGUAUCUACAACACCCUCAGUACUGGCUUACGAAGAUCAUUACACUGGAUACGAAAGUCCAAAGAGUGCCAUCAAAUACGAAUCUAUUGAAGUCAAACCGCAUGUUCAAUAUCAUCAAGAAACGAAUUUCCAGAGAUCAUCUGCGUCUUACCCGACUACACAAAUUAUAAACAAUUACAACAGAAUAGAAGAGCAGUCGCCAGAGAUACAGACAGCUUAUAAGGGAGAAGAAUAUUUGCCACCAGUGGUAACAGCUACUACUCCGAUACAAAUUCAAACUUCAACUAAAGCGCCGGAGUACCUUCCUCCGUUAGAAAUUACAGCACAGCCUUCUACAACAUCUAGACCAAGAGUUAAGACUGUUGAGUACUUCCCACCCACACAAAAGACUGUCCAAAUACCAUCUUCAACCAAUGCACCUGAAUAUUUGCCACCAGUAAUAGUUACAUCUACUAGUGCUCCAGAAUACUUACCACCUAAAGUUGUGAUUUCUACGCAAGCACCGGAAUAUUUACCACCACCAAUUGUUACUUCUACAAGUGCACCAGAAUACUUACCACCUGUCGAAAAUACUUACUUGCCACCAACGACAGCCAAACCUAAACUUAAAACACUCGAAUAUCUACCACCAGCAGUAAAACAAGAGACUGCUUACGAAUACAGAGGUGACCUGCCAAAAUCGGAAGAGAUAAGGAUAUCAACAGGAGCACCUUCAUAUUCAACUAGAAAGCAAAACAUUGUUGUAGAAACCGCAAAGUCUAAUGUAUUAGGUUUUGAAACAGUUGGUAACAAUGCAGGUCUGGUUUCGACUACGUACUCUACUGCUCGUCCAUCUAUAUCUUCAACAGUUGACUAUUUAUCUCCCGAAACAGUCACAACAUAUUCAAGAGUAACAAAGCCAGUGCGACCAAUCUUAAGUUCGACGACACCCAUAUCUACAGUUUCUUACCAGCCUAGUACGGCUCGUACUUUCAAAGGAUCCGAUUACUUGGUACCAAAAGACGGGUCAAAUCAACAGAGCUUUAAGACUGUUGAAUACACCACAAUAACUCCUAAAGUGAAAUAUAAUCCCUUCAGUGAAGUAACAUUUACAGGAGCAGGUAGAAAGCAGAAUAUUGUGAUUGAAUCUGCUAGGGCUGAAUCUGAAUCUGAUUUAGAAGCUAUCGAGGUCACAUCAGCAAAACCUUUAAGAAGAACCAGACCAAAAGUGGCUGUUGUUACAAAGUUGAACGACUUUAACCCACUUCUUGUGAGGAAGCUGGGAGCUGUUUGUAGUUGUCAGUCGCCUGUUGUAGUACUAAGAGGAAGCAAACCUAGUGCAAAUACUGAAGAUAUUGAAAUUGAAAACGGCACACAAAAAUCUUCCAAUGCUUAUACAGUAACAACAUCUCCUUUAGUUUCUAGCUCAUUUAACCCAAUAAUAGUACCCGAUGAUUCUUUCUAUCAAGACUACCAGGACUCCAAUAUAAAUGUUGAAAUCAAAGGUGCGUCGCAAAUCAUUCAGUCCAGUACAAGUACUCCUGUGGUAUCAUCAACCCAGAGAAUCGUUAAGAUCAGACCACGUGUUAACGCAGUAACUGUGGCUCCUACUUACCAAACUAUUUUAUUAGAAAAAGAAGUUACAUCAUCACCUCAACUUGAUGGGUCGGAAUCUAUUGCUAUCGAAUCUAAAUCAUUCAACCGUUACGGACCUGGUGGAUGGAGAGGCAAAGACGAAACUCUACAGGGAUCAGUGGACUGUCAGAGAGCAGGAUUGUUCCGUCACCCGAAACAUUGUAACAAGUUCUACUCGUGCCGAUGGGACUGCAAUAAGGAGAAAUUCACUUUGCACGUGUUUGAUUGCCCGGUUCAGCUAAGCUUCGACUCCAACAUUGGCGCAUGUAACUGGCCCAGCCAGGGUCCAGCGUGCCAAGGAGACACACUUCUCAAUACGCUUUGAUAAGUUAACAAGUAAUAAGGAAUACGAAUUACUAAGUGCCAUCAAUUGUGAUAAGUUUCACAGAAAAUCCUACAGCGUAUAUUAUUAUCGUUCAAGAAUUUAAUGAAUUCGAGUCUUUUAAUGCUAUAGGCUUAUUUAUUUGUUUGUUUUAAUGUUAAUUCAUAGUUAUUUAUUACGCAUACUCUUAUGAAGCUUGUGCUUGUAAAGCGAUUUGUUUUAGAAUUUGAAGGUUGAAUGAAGUUACCAUUACCUAGUUUAGGGUAGACACGAAGAUGUGGAGUCAUUUUUUAUUAUUUUAUA